Manihot esculenta (cassava) is the source of this 863-nucleotide messenger RNA. RefSeq lists its product as uncharacterized. Bases 95 to 694 code for a protein of 199 amino acids. The transcript is spliced from 3 exons. The record is from RefSeq and is a predicted model, not a curated record. Lineage: Eukaryota; Viridiplantae; Streptophyta; Magnoliopsida; Malpighiales; Euphorbiaceae.
CGAUGUAGUAAAAUUGCUAAAAAAGAAAAGCGAUACUGCCGAUUUCUCAUAUCAAAAGCAGGCCACACUCACCAGGCUCACCCUUUAUUCUCCAAUGGCUCUCUCCGUCUCCAUUUUAGCCACCGUCACUUCUCUCCACCUAAUCGCCUUUGUCCUCGCCAUCGGUGCCGAGCGGCGUCGCAGCCACGCUAAGGUGGUGCCUGAUCAGUAUGAUGAGAGGACUUACUGUGUGUACACCACUGACGCGUCGACGGUGUAUGGACUAGCGGCGUUUGGGCUGUUGUUAUUAAGCCAAGCUGUGGUUAACGGCGUUACCAGAUGUCUCUGUUUUGGUAAAGGGCUUUUGAGUGGGAGCUCCUCCACCACUUGUGCUAUCUUCUUCUUCAUCCUUUCCUGGGUAAGCUUUUUGGGAGCUGAGGCAUGUUUAUUGGCUGGAUCAGCAAGAAAUGCAUACCACACCAAGUACAGAGCAAUCUUUGGAGGCGAGCACUUAUCUUGUGCCACUCUCCGCAAAGGUGUUUUUGCUGCGGGAGCAGCUUUAACAUUGGUGUCAUUGGUAGGGUCGAUUUUUUACUAUUGGGCUCACUCUAGAGCUGAUACUGGUGGAUGGGAGAAGCACCAAAAUGAAGGCGUUGGCAUGACUGCUUCAAGCUAUCCACAGCAACAGCAAGCUAGUGAAUUUGAGAAAGUUUAAUGUUACAAUUUGAUUAGAUUUAGAAUAUCUACAAUUUUGAGAACUUUAAUCUUGGGAAAUAUGGGUGGAGAAGAAAGCGAAUGGUUUUUAUAUAUUGAGAGCUCGUGGACAUAGGAUGUGCUGUAUAAUAUUUGGUGUUUUAGAUCUAAAUAUAUAUAGUGUUUGUUCA